Messenger RNA from Corylus avellana, 1859 nucleotides. RefSeq names its product mannose-6-phosphate isomerase 1. The record is from RefSeq and is a predicted model, not a curated record. Gene Ontology annotation, cellular component: cytosol. Gene Ontology annotation, molecular function: zinc ion binding; mannose-6-phosphate isomerase activity. NCBI's taxonomy places the organism in Eukaryota, Viridiplantae, Streptophyta, Magnoliopsida, Fagales, Betulaceae. Gene Ontology annotation, biological process: carbohydrate metabolic process; GDP-mannose biosynthetic process.
CGCAUUCUGUCGGCUGUAGCCAUAUGUCGUGGCUGGCUCUCUUCCGAUCCCCUUCUUCUCGCUCUAAAUUGUAAGAUACGCCAUAUUUUACCGUUGAUUCAGCGAAGAUUAAUCUCGUCGAAGACGCGAAGGAGAAAGAUAAGACUCGAGAGACCCCACGUCCUCUCUGUAUCUCUAUCUCUUCGUCAAAAAACUUCGUCUUUACUCAGAGGUCCCUUUCUUUCUCUCUGCCAAGCUAUUUCCCUCUCUCGUAGUGCUUCAAAAAGCGGCAACCAGGCCCAAACUUUUUUCCCAAUGGCGAGCAUAUACCAGUACCACCAAUUCCCGCACCACCUCUACCGCUAGUUGUGUAUAUAAGACCCUUUUACGCGUUCUAUUCCACCAAUGGAUUCGCAAACUUCGUUGUUGAGGGAGCAGAGGAAGCUCCAGAGGCUGCGGUGCUCGGUCCAGUGCUACGACUGGGGCCGUCGGGGUCAGCACUCUCGGGUGGCUGGCCUAUUUGCUCGGAACACGGGGUCCGAGAUCCAGCCGGACAAGCCAUAUGCGGAGUUAUGGAUGGGCACCCACGAGUCCGGGCCCUCCUUCGUGGUCCAGACCAGCGUCGACAAUGGCGUGUCGGUCGGGUCAGAGGGUGUGAGCUUGAAGUCCUGGGUCUCGGAGAACCCUGGUGCGCUUGGUGAUAAGGUUUUGGACGAGUGGGGUUGUGAUCUCCCGUUUUUGUUCAAGGUGCUUUCAGUGGCAAAAGCGCUGUCAAUACAAGCGCAUCCCGAUAAGGAGUUGGCGAGGACGAUGCAUAAGGCGCGGCCGGAUGUGUACAAGGACGAUAAUCACAAGCCCGAGAUGGCUUUGGCGAUAACGGAGUUUGAGGCCCUUUGUGGGUUUAUCAGUCUUGAGGAACUCAAGGAUGUGCUUCGUAAUGUUCCUGAGAUUGUAGAACUAGUUGGUAGUGCAGAUGCAAACCGAAUCUUGCAUCUUGACGAGCAGGAUGAGGAGGAAAAAGCAAAAUCUGUUCUGCGAUCAACUUUCACCCAACUCAUGUUGGCUAGUAAAGAGACAAUAACAGAAGCAGUAUCCAAGAUAAAAAGUCGCCUGCACAAAGAAAGUCAGGUGAGGCAAUUAACAGACAAGGAACUGCUGGUGUUGCGGUUAGAAAAGCAAUAUCCAGGUGAUGUUGGUGUCAUAUCAGCAUUCUUUUUUAAUUAUGUGAAGCUUAAUCCUGGUGAAGCAUUGUAUCUUGGGGCAAAUGAACCCCAUGCAUAUAUAUUUGGUGAGUGCAUCGAAUGCAUGGCGACUUCAGACAAUGUUGUACGGGCUGGCCUUACUCCCAAGCACCGAGAUGUCCAAACUCUUUGUUCCAUGCUCACAUACAAACAGGGCUUGCCUGAAAUCCUGCAAGGAAUUCCUGUGAAUUCAUAUGUAACAAGGUACCUGCCACCUUUCGAUGAAUUUGAGGUUGAUCGCUGUAUCCUUCCCCAUGGGGCAUCAACAGUUUUUCCUGCCGUCCCAGGCCCGUCCGUUUUCUUGGUCAUGGUUGGGGAGGGAGUAAUGCAUGCCGGAUCAUUGAAAGGUGUUGUGGUUACUGAGGGAGAUGUUGUUUUUGCACCUGCUAACACUGAGAUUAGCAUUACAAGCGCAUCAGAAUUGCAGUUGUAUAGGGCUGGAGUGAACAGCAGGUUUUUUCAAUAGAAGAGCACCUCUUUUGCUUUAGGUCAAAAGUAAAUAACUAAUUUAUUUGGCGCGCAUAAUGCUGCAAUGUUGUUUAUAAAUGUCUCUAUUACGUAACAUCAGCUCAUGUAUUUGCAUGCAUGAGCAAUGAGUUAUAGUAAAAAUAAAAGGAAUAAAGAGUCAUUAUUUUGGUA